AUGGCGUCCCUCCCCACUCGCGACUUCCACUUCCUCCCCAUCCCCAACACCCCUACCAAUCCACCCCCCCUCACCCUCUCCAACUCAUCCACCUGGACCUACUGCGGGCCGCUGCUCACCCUCACCACCAACAACCCCCCCACCACAACCAUCAUCCCAACGACAGCCGCAACCGCAACCACCUCCGAUCUCCCUACAACCUUCCACACCUGGUCCGCGCAAACCCUCAACCGCUCCCUCCUCCCACAACUCACCCCCUUCCUCCGCGCAGCGCAAGCCUUCCUCGCCCAGCACGGCGUGCAGCACUACUGGCUGACGGUGCGCGCAUCACAACAACAACACCAACCACCACCAGCAACCACCACCGUCACCGCCCCCUCCUUGGCCGCGCAACCACCACCAUCACUAUCACCAUCACCCUCGCAACAGCCAUCGCAGCAGCCAUCGCAGCAGCAGCAACCCUCGCAACGCUGGCACACCGCCGGCGAUUUCUUCGCUAACCCCGAUCUCGACCCCGACGACUCCGCCCUCCACCGUGGCGCCGUGCACCGAUGGAAACUGUAUGCGACGCUGCAGGGCCCGGGGCUGCGGUUUGCAGUGGAUGGGGUGCGCGCGCGGGAGGCGCUGCGGCGUGGGACGAAUAGUGUUGAGGGGGUUGAGGGUAGGGUCGGGGGUGGUGGCGGUGAAGGUGGGAGUGUGGUGCCGGGGACGGAGGCGGGGUUUAGGCGGGUGUUGGGGAGGUAUGGGAUGGAGGAGUUUCCGAGGAGUUGGAGUGUUGGGUUGCCUGGGUGGGGGUGGUUGGAUGCCGCUGCUGCUGGGGGAGAGGAGGAGCAAGCUGAGAGUGUGGAGGAUGAGGGGGUGUCGAUGGAACGCUACUAG
Molecule: messenger RNA, 879 nt
Organism: Chaetomium globosum CBS 148.51
Lineage: Eukaryota; Fungi; Ascomycota; Sordariomycetes; Sordariales; Chaetomiaceae
Exons: 2
Coding region: 1-879 (292 amino acids)
Source: RefSeq, a predicted model, not a curated record